Messenger RNA from Aedes aegypti (yellow fever mosquito), 1016 nucleotides. RefSeq names its product DNA-directed RNA polymerase II subunit RPB3 (gene RpII33). The coding region runs from base 142 to 969 and encodes 275 amino acids. Gene Ontology annotation, cellular component: RNA polymerase II, core complex. Lineage: Eukaryota; Metazoa; Arthropoda; Insecta; Diptera; Culicidae. The record is from RefSeq and is a predicted model, not a curated record. Gene Ontology annotation, biological process: DNA-templated transcription. Gene Ontology annotation, molecular function: DNA-directed RNA polymerase activity; protein dimerization activity. The transcript is spliced from 2 exons.
CUUCAGUCGACAUUCAAGCUGUCAAAAAUCAGUCAGUCAGCCAGCGGCAUCAUCGUUCGUCGUUUCGGUCGUUUCACCGGGCUCCAGAAAGCGGAAUCGAAUUUGUAAUUGUCUUGUAUUUAAUACAGUUUCUUCCCUAAAAUGCCGUACGCCAAUCAGCCUUCGGUAACCAUCACGGAGUUGACGGACGAGAACGUGAAAUUUGUUGUUGAGGACACUGAUCUGAGCGUCACCAACAGUCUUCGAAGGGUUUUCAUCGCGGAAACUCCAACACUGGCCAUCGAUUGGGUUCAGCUGGAAUCGAACACCACCGUGUUGGCGGAUGAGUUCCUCGCCCAUCGAGUUGGGCUUAUUCCUCUGAUUUCGGACGAAGUUGUGGAACGGAUGCAAUACAGCAGAGAUUGCACCUGUUUGGACUUUUGCACCGAAUGCAGCGUCGAGUUUACUUUGGACGUUAAGUGCAACGAUGAGCACACCCGGCACGUUACCACAGCAGAUUUGAAAUCGAGCGAUCCUCGAGUGCUUCCGGUCACUUCACGGCAUCGGGAUGAUGAAGACAACGAGUAUGGCGAGGGCACAGACGAAAUUUUGAUCAUCAAGCUUCGUAAAGGACAGGAACUGAAAUUGCGAGCCUAUGCAAAGAAGGGUUUCGGAAAGGAACACGCCAAGUGGAAUCCAACGUGUGGCGUAUGCUUUGAAUAUGAUCCGGAUAACUCGAUGCGUCAUACUCUGUUCCCAAAGCCAGACGAGUGGCCAAAAUCGGAACAUACCGAGCUGGAGGACGACAAGUACGAAGCGGAUUUCAACUGGGAAGCCAAGCCAAACAAGUUCUUCUUCAAUGUGGAAUCUUCCGGAGCGCUCAAGCCGGAGAAUAUCGUCAUGAUGGGUGUUCAGGUGCUGAAGAACAAACUUUCCAAUCUGCAAACACAGCUCAGCCACGAGCAACAGAGUGAUGCUCUGGCUAUUUAAGACACUAUCAUUUGAAGCUAAGUAAAGUAUUUAAUUAAGAAGGCAAA